This is a messenger RNA of Vigna unguiculata (cowpea), 1429 nucleotides long. Its product is annotated as methyltransferase. Gene Ontology annotation, molecular function: methyltransferase activity. The record is from RefSeq and is a predicted model, not a curated record. NCBI's taxonomy places the organism in Eukaryota, Viridiplantae, Streptophyta, Magnoliopsida, Fabales, Fabaceae. Gene Ontology annotation, biological process: rRNA methylation.
CACGGUACCUCUCUGAAACUUAUCUCUGUUUUUUUUUUCUCUUUCUCUUCAUUCAACCCCUUUUUCUCAAACUCCAUUGUUUGUUAUUUCUUCCAACAUUAGCAAUGGCGGUUUUAUCGCCUUCAACACUGUCGCCACUGCUUCUCAACACCAACUCAGAGUUCGGUUCACCACCAUCGUUUCCACUUCUCACCUUCUCCUCCGCACCCACCACUCGCUCCUCCUCACCCCUCUCUGUCUCUUACAGUAAAUCCGAAAAUGGGUUGGCCAGUGAGCAGAAAAAAAUCUUGCUUGAGCGCUAUGGCUACGAUAUUGAUGCUGAUGAGUACUUUUCUCACUCGUCUUCUAAGUCCAAGAGGAGAAAGGAGCCUCUAAAAAGAAGGGGAGGGAAGCAAGUACAGGAUCCACCGGAGGACCCCAAGCCUCCUCGUACUACCCAUAAAUUGCUUCAGGUUCUUGGAGGAACAGCUCGGAGAGUGAAGCUACUCUCACCAAAGGGCAUGGAUGUACGCCCCAUGAUGGAAGUGGUGAAAGGUGCAGCCUUUGACAUAUUACAGGCAGCUGGUGGCUGUCCUGCAGCGUUGAGACCUGGUCGGUGGUUAGACUUGUAUAGUGGCACAGGUUCUGUUGGAAUUGAAGCGCUUAGCCGAGGUUGUUCUGAGGUGCAUUUUGUUGAGAUGGAUCCUUGGGUUGUAUCAGAUGUUUUGCGUCCAAACUUAGAGGAAACUGGUUUUCUUGAUGCUUCAGUCAUACACACUGUCCGUGUGGAAAAAUUCUUUGAACGUGCAGAGCAAUUUGUAGGUAACAGUGGUCCAUUUGAUUACAUUAGUGUCACCCCUCCCUAUACACAAGUUGACUAUGGGGUGCUGAUGAGGCAAAUAUCAGAAUCACCAUUGCUUGGAGAGAAUACCUUUAUUGUAGUUGAGUAUCCUUUGAAAACUGACAUGCUGGAUUCUUGUGGAAACCUUGUAAAGAUAACUGACAGACGGUUUGGCCGCACGCUCUUGGCGAUUUAUGGACCAACAUGGUCCCAGAAGAAGAAGAGAUGACACAUUCAUAUGCCACAGUUGCAGUAAAGGCUGAAAAACAUGCUGAUGCAAUAUUUUAUCUGUUACAUGGAUCAACAGGAUUAGCUUUUGGCACCUAUCUCACUUCUUCAAAAGCUGUUAUUGUACACAGUCUAAUGUUCCCUGCAACAGACCAUGUUAUGUCAUGUAAUGUGGUGAAUUAUAAGAAAGAACCUUGUAUUCUUUUUCAUUAUGAUAUGUGAUGAUUCUCUUCAGCUUGAAAUUACUUUCUUGGUUGUAGUUUAAGGUUCAUUGGCCAUAGCAGAAGUGGAUUAUGAUUGUAAAACGAAAAAGGAAAACCCCUUUUCCCCCAUAAGCUUUUUGGUAUUUAAAUUUGAACAAAAGUAAGAGAUUGAUCAUGU